CUAAAUCCUACUUCUCAUGUCAACCAUUCUGAUCUACAGGUAGGUGAAAAUAAUGAUAACCCAGCUUGGGAAGCUAUUGGGUAUCAGGUAGACAAUGUUGAGAACUCGAACCCAGUAAGCAAGGAGAGGCCUCUUCAGAAAGGAAUGAUUGAGACAAUGCACGAAACGGACUCAACCCUUCUCCAAUCCCUAAUACAGAAAGGCCUCCAAGUUACCGAAGAUACCGAAAGAAACGUCUACAAGAUCAAAUGUGAUGCUGUGAUAGUUGGCUCUGGAUGUGGUGGUGGUGUUGCAGCCGCAAUGCUGGCCAGUUCUGGCCUGAAAGUUGUCGUCCUAGAGAAGGGGAGCUAUUUUGCUCCGUCAGAUUAUUCCCCCUUUGAAGGCCCCUCAAUGGAUCAAUUAUAUGAAUCAGGUGGAAUCCUUCCAAGUAUUGACGGACAGAUGCUAAUUCUUGCAGGCUCCACAGUGGGUGGUGGCUCAGCUGUCAACUGGUCAGCAUGCAUCAAAACACCAAAAUCCGUACUUCAAGAAUGGGCUGAGGACUGUCAAAUCCCACUUUUUGGGAGUCCUGAAUAUCUUUCAGCCAUGGACAAUGUUUGCGAGAGAAUUGGUGUCACAGAAAAUUGUAAAGAGGAGGGAUUUCAGAAUCAAAUACUUCGAAAAGGGUGCAAAAAUCUUGGUCUUGAAGUGGGGAAUGUGCCACGGAAUUCCUCAGAGAGCCAUUACUGUGGAUCUUGUGGGUUUGGUUGCAGAAGAGGAGACAAGAAAGGGACUGAUCGUACGUGGCUAGUAGAUGCUGUUAGUAAUGGUGCAGUGAUUUUAACAGGAUGCAAGGCCGAGAAAUUCAUAUUAGAGAAAAACAAGAUCGGCAGUAAAAAGAAAUUGAAAUGCUUGGGAGUAAUUUCAAAAACUUCAAACAGGAAUAUCACCAAGAAACUGCAUAUAGAAGCCAAAGUAACAAUAUCAGCAUGUGGUGCUCUUUUGACACCCCUUUUAAUGCAUUCUAGUGGGUUGAAGAAUCGGAAUAUUGGUCGAAACCUUCAUCUCCACCCCGUCCUAAUGGCCUGGGGUUACUUUCCUGACUCAGAUUCAGAGUUCAAGGGGAAAGUAAAUGAGGGUGGAAUAAUCACUUCAGUGCACAAGGUGGUAGCAGAAGACAACAAAGUGCGAGCCAUCAUAGAAACCCCUUCACUAGGGCCAGCCCAGUAUGCAGCUUUGUGCCCUUGGGAGUCCGGUAUUGACAUGAAAAGAAGGAUGCUAAAUUUUUCCAGAACAGCUCAUAUGAUAACAAUAAUAAGGGAUCAGGGAUCUGGAAAAGUUCAUGCAGGGGGACGGGUAACCUACAAGUUUGAUGCAUUGGACAGACAAAACAUGCAAGCUGGUUUGAGACAGGCAUUGAGGAUUUUAGUAGCUGCUGGAGCAGUUGAGGUAGGCACCCAUCGCAGUGAUGGGCAGAGCAUCAGAUGUAAAGGGAUAAGCAAUAAGGAGUUAGAGGAGUUUCUAGAAUCAGUUUCUCCAGUAGAAGGCCCAAUGUUCCCUGCAGAAAAAUGGGUCCCCCACACUAGUGCUCAUCAGAUGGGCAGCUGUAGGAUGGGGAUUAAUGAAAAAGAAGGUGCAGUUGAUGAGAAUGGAGAGAGCUGGGAAGCAGAAGGAUUAUUUGUUUGCGAUGCAAGUGUUCUUCCAGGUGCUGUUGGAGUGAAUCCCAUGAUUACUGUCCAGUCCACUGCUUAUUGCCUUUCAAAGAGAAUAGCAGAGUCUUUAAGACAAAAACUAGCCUUCUGAAGUUUAUAACUCCUUCAUCAACAGCCUGAAGAUUGACGAUAAAUGUAUUUUAUAAGUUUAUAUGCUUGCGUUUUACUGAAGAAUAAGAAACAGAGAGGAUGGUAAAGUCUGUAAAACUUGAUCAUAUAGUGACAACAGAAAGGGAUUUAAUUUUCUUUUUACUUUCCACCAUCUCAUAGAAUUACGGACUUUAGGUUUUCUAAGCUUUCAGUAACAUAGUUUACAGCAA
Messenger RNA from Theobroma umbraticum, 2011 nucleotides. It is a transcript of the gene FAO3, whose product is annotated as fatty alcohol oxidase 3. Gene Ontology annotation, molecular function: oxidoreductase activity, acting on CH-OH group of donors; flavin adenine dinucleotide binding. The record is from RefSeq and is a predicted model, not a curated record. NCBI's taxonomy places the organism in Eukaryota, Viridiplantae, Streptophyta, Magnoliopsida, Malvales, Malvaceae.